This is a messenger RNA of Naegleria fowleri, 639 nucleotides long. RefSeq lists its product as uncharacterized. NCBI's taxonomy places the organism in Eukaryota, Heterolobosea, Eutetramitea, Acrasida, Naegleriidae. The transcript is spliced from 2 exons. The record is from RefSeq and is a predicted model, not a curated record. Gene Ontology annotation, biological process: double-strand break repair via homologous recombination. Gene Ontology annotation, cellular component: Shu complex. The coding region runs from base 1 to 639 and encodes 212 amino acids. Gene Ontology annotation, molecular function: zinc ion binding.
AUGAUCACACCUCCUCCCUCCACCCACGAUGCCAUUGUGGAACAAUCAACAACAAUUCCUUUAUCAUCAUCACUACCCAACAAUAUCUCCAUUCAACCCACAUCACCUCCAUACAUGCUUGAACAAUUACUUGAAACGAUACGAGACUCUAAAUCGUUAUCGGAUGAAGUAUUAAAAGAAUUGGCUCAUCUCUUUCCUUCUACAACACUAGUUCAUGCUCUUGAAUUAUUGGAUAAAGAAAAGAUUAUUAAAUACAUGGCCACUCCAUCACAACGAGAAUUAUAUGCAGUGGAACCAACAUCGAAUCGGAGUUAUUCAAGUAGUAGUAGUAGUAGUACUCACAGUGGUAGUAGAAGUAAUAGUAGUGGUUUGAAACUCAAUCACCUAACCAACAACAACAACAACAAUUACAAUUCAAACAUGAACACCACCACCUCUUCUUCCUCAUUCAAAUCCUACAAGUGUAUUUCUCAUAAUUAUUGUACCUGUCAAUCCUUUGCAUUUGGUGUGAUUGCAAGAAAAGAAUCCAAAUAUUGUAAACAUUUAUUAGCAGUGAUAUUGGCAGAUGCCAUUGGAUGUUACAAGACCAUACAAGUCAAAGAUAGUGAAAUGGGUUUACUAUUAUUAGAUGAAGAAUAA